AUGGAGCAACUGUUCGCAAUAGAUAUCCCGUCCAUGACGGCUGAGCACUCAUUCCUAGGCCACGGAGUCCUCGCCAUCGCUUCUUGUCAUCUAUCUUGCUUGACAUCAGACGAAUCCUCCAAAGCUAAAUACACAGCUCAGGGUGCCGGGUAUAUGAAUACAGGGAUUCCACUUUAUUCGCAGGUGGUACAAAAACCGACACAACAUAACACUGGCGCUCUCUUUGCCUUCGCUUGUAUAAUCGUCUUAUAUACAUUUUUCAGUUCUAAUCAGGAGUACGAAGAGAUCCUCAUGUCAUACUCAUCUGCUGAGCAUUACAUGAGCCACCAAUAUCCAGAUCCGCAGCUCACCGCCAGGCUAACUGGACUUGUGGUGCGAUUAUGUGACAGUAUUCAAGGAAUAUUUCGUGUAUUCUGGAAAUGCCAACAAUGGGUUUUAUCAAGUCCAUUACUCCCCGCAGUGCAGCGGCACAACACUCAACGCCCUACGGAAAGACAAGUCUUGUGGGCACGGGUCGAGGACCAGGAAUUGGCCAAGCUUGAGCGACUUUGGACAGAUGGUGAUGACAUUCACAUGGUCGAUGAUAGUGAUGGAGUUACUGGUACUGUCACCCCCAACAGGUGGCAACAAGCAUUGUCCGGGGCGCUUCUGGCUUUGCGAAUGACUGCCAUGAUGGUGACUCAACUAGUGAUACUAGACGAGGAUACGCAACAAGACGAUCCUAACAGUUUUUCCAAAGCUAUUCCUGCUGUCAAUCCAAUGGAAACCCUUCAUAGAAUUCACAGGUCCUUAUCUGAUGGUCGGCUGGAGGAUAUGCCUAGUGCUUUCACCUGGUAUGUUACUCUUUCUUCUGACUUUUGUCAAUUACUACAAGAAGGGGAUUUUCAUGCCAUGGUUCUGCUGGCCCAUUACGCAAUUAUAAUGGACCGAGCAUGUUCUAGGAAAUGGUGGGUUGGGAAUAUCCCAUCACAUUUUGUUGCUACGGCCAGGUUGGUUCUAGGACGAGAGAGAGAAUCGUGGAUCCAGUGGCCCUUGAGUGUAGUGAGAGGGGUAAAUCGUUGA
Messenger RNA from Talaromyces proteolyticus, 1062 nucleotides. RefSeq lists its product as uncharacterized. The transcript has a single exon. Gene Ontology annotation, biological process: regulation of transcription by RNA polymerase II. The record is from RefSeq and is a predicted model, not a curated record. Gene Ontology annotation, molecular function: DNA-binding transcription activator activity, RNA polymerase II-specific. Lineage: Eukaryota; Fungi; Ascomycota; Eurotiomycetes; Eurotiales; Trichocomaceae. The coding region runs from base 1 to 1062 and encodes 353 amino acids.